AUGAAAAACGCGACGCCGAACGUCAACAAACUAAAAUGGAAGCAACAAAUCAAGUGGAAGGGCUGCGACGAUUCCGGAAACUCCUGGGAACCGGAGGAAAAUCUCAACUGCCAGAAUCUUCUGGAGAAAAUUGAGCGCGAGGAAGGCGGGAGAGAACACGUGGAGGUAGUUACGUUUGGACUUUAUGGAGGGAAGCAGUUGGUCGGCGCACAGGGUCAGCGGAAUAGACGGUUUGAGGUUCGCCUGGAAGGGCCAGCGGCAUCGUUGGCGGAUUUUCUCCGGAAGAGCCAACGGGAAGGACAGAACAGGGAUGAAUUGGCCUUUAUGAAGCGGUUAUCUUCAGCUUACCUGAAUACUAUUCCUAUUUAUGAUACGGCUCUUGUAGCUUCGGAGCACGUUCUGAACGAUCCUGGACUGAAACAGUUCCACCUCAUCGACUCCCUUCCAGUGAACCAGGAACAGCCGUUCGCCGUCCUCUUCGGUCACUCCUUCCAACUUCUCCGCCACUUGUCCUUUUCGAAUCCGUUUUUGGCCUUUGUGCGUUAA
Culex quinquefasciatus (southern house mosquito) is the source of this 546-nucleotide messenger RNA. RefSeq names its product heterochromatin protein 1-like. The transcript is spliced from 3 exons. The coding region runs from base 1 to 546 and encodes 181 amino acids. NCBI's taxonomy places the organism in Eukaryota, Metazoa, Arthropoda, Insecta, Diptera, Culicidae. The record is from RefSeq and is a predicted model, not a curated record.